Messenger RNA from Psammomys obesus (fat sand rat), 1303 nucleotides. RefSeq names its product carboxypeptidase A5 (gene Cpa5). NCBI's taxonomy places the organism in Eukaryota, Metazoa, Chordata, Mammalia, Rodentia, Muridae. Bases 1 to 1200 code for a protein of 399 amino acids. Gene Ontology annotation, molecular function: metallocarboxypeptidase activity; zinc ion binding. The transcript is spliced from 10 exons. The record is from RefSeq and is a predicted model, not a curated record. Gene Ontology annotation, biological process: proteolysis.
AUGCAGGGCACCCUAGGAGGAGCACUGGGCCCUGGGCUGUCCCCUGUGGUCAGACGGACACUUCUGGUCUGCACCUUCUUCCUGGCUGUAGUUUGGAGCCAAAUGAAUUUCACUGGAGACCAGGUUCUUCGAAUCCUGGCCAAAAAUGAGAAGCAGCUGUCACUUCUGAGGGAUCUGGAGGGCCUGAAGCCCCAGAAGGUGGACUUCUGGCGUGGCCCGGCCAGACCCAGUCUCCCUGUGGACAUGAGGGUCCCCUUCUCUGAGCUGCGUGACGUCAAAGAGUAUCUGAAGGCUCACGGCCUCGCUUACACGGUCAUGAUAAAGGACAUCCAGGUGCUGCUGGAUGAAGAAAGGGACACCAUGGCAAGGUCCCGCAGGCUGGAACGCGGCACCAAUAGCUUCAGCUACUCUUCUUAUCACACUCUGGAGGAGAUAUAUAGUUGGAUGGACAACUUUGUAGCUGAACAUUCUAAUCUCGUCUCCAAAAUUCGAAUUGGCAACAGCUUUGAAAACCGGCCGAUUCUUGUCCUGAAGUUCAGCACGGGCGGCUCAAAUCGCACAGCUGUCUGGAUCGACACCGGGAUCCACUCCCGGGAGUGGAUCACUCAUGCCACUGGUAUCUGGCUCUCAAACAAGAUUGUCAGUUCAUACAGCAAAGACCAUGUCUUGAAAAAAAUAUUGAAUUACAUGGAUAUUUUCGUAGAGGUUGUCACCAACCCUGAUGGCUUUGCUCUCACCCAUAGCAUGAAUCGUCUAUGGCGAAAAAACAAGUCCAGUCAACCGGGCAUCUCCUGCAUCGGCGUGGACCUCAACAGGAACUGGAAGACAGGCUUCGGAGGAAAUGGUUCUAACAAAAACCCUUGCUCAGAGACUUACCGAGGGCCCUCUCCUCAGUCAGAGCCAGAGGUGGCUGCGAUCGUGAACUUCGUCACAGGCCACGGGAACUUCAAAGUUCUGGUCUCCAUCCACAGCUACUCUCAGAUGGUCAUGUACCCUUAUGGCUAUUCUCUGGAGCCUGUGCCUAACCAUGAGGAGCUGACGCAGCCAGCGGGAUUACGGUGGACUGGGCUUAUGACAGCGGCAUCAAGUAUGCCUUCAGCUUCGAGCUCCGGGACACUGGACAAUACGGCUUCCUGCUGCCCGCCUCACAGAUUGUCCCCACAGCCCAGGAGACGUGGAUGGCCAUACGGACCAUCCUGAAACAUGCCCUAACUCACCCCUAUUAGCCACGCUCCCGAAGCCAGAGCAGAGGGGCUCAUCUCUUCCCCCAAGGCCUGGACUCCCCCGAAGGCCGAUUAAGCAG